This is a messenger RNA of Siniperca chuatsi (mandarin fish), 1207 nucleotides long. Its product is annotated as protein FAM237A-like. The transcript has 3 exons. The record is from RefSeq and is a predicted model, not a curated record. Bases 226 to 693 code for a protein of 155 amino acids. Lineage: Eukaryota; Metazoa; Chordata; Actinopteri; Centrarchiformes; Sinipercidae.
AUCACUCAGGCAACAUUGAUAAAGGCAGCAAUAUUAAGUUAAAACAGGCUACGAAAAAGGCUGUAGCCUUUUGUAUUUUUAAAAAAACAACACAUUUAGAAACGUGGCAAGCAUAGGCUAACACUGCUCGCAAAGGAGGGAGGCACUGACGUCAAUUAAGACCCAACAGAUAUUUACAAAACUCCAAUCAACACUACAGUCUUGUUAGUCGGCCCAGCUUUAGUGAUGGUCCCAGUGCUCCUGAACAUACCUGUGGCCACAGUGUUUGUGCUGAGCUGCAUGUGUGCUGUGCAGCCGCAGGGCCAGAAGCCGGGUCACGAGGACCCCCUGACGGCCCACCCGGCGAACCCGCAGUGCUGGGACUCGUCCUCGGCUCUGCUGCUGGAGAUGCGCUCCCCGAGGAUCGCUGACACGGUGCCCGGCUUCUGGGACCUGAUGGUGUCCCUCAGGUCGUCAGACAACAGCAAACAUACGGCGCUGUUCUGGGACCUGACCCGGGUCUUCUGGGACAUCUAUCUGGAUUGCGUGCUGUCCAGGAGUCACGGCCUGGGGCGGAGACACAGCACCGCUGUACACUCCCUCAUUACUGACAAGUCCUUCAGAUUCAACAGCUCAGGAGCAAACUCCCAGGCGUGGCUCAGUGUCAGAGUGAGACGCAGAGGACACAUCAAGACCCUGAAGACCAAACCCUAACACACACUACCACAAAUAAUUUACAAUAUUUCCAAGUUGAUAGCUUUUAUUAAUAUUUUCUUCCCCACUGAAAAACUGGAAUAUUUCAUGAUUAUAUCCUUACAAGUACUUAAAAUAUAUCUGUGGCUCUCAAUAGCUAGUUUUGUUGCCCUUAUCAUUGACAUACUUUAUUAGUGGUAGGUGUCCUGAUAUAAUAAUAUAUACAAUAAUAGACAGGGUGGAGGCCUCAGCUGACACCAUUAUUAUCUAUAUCAAGACACCUUAAAGUGUAUUUUAUAUCACAACCACUUCCCAAAGAAAAGGAAACUGUUAUCCAUAUUUAAAAGUUUGUUUGUAGUUUGUUUAAUCCUGCUCCAACUGGUAACAUUGCAUGAAGGAACUGUAUUGUUGCCAUGGUUACCUUAUUUUUGCUGUGUUCCCAUGUGAUAUGUCCCAAUCAAAAGUAAUGUUUUUAUGUGAUGCUGUGUGGGCAGUAGGUGAUUCUUGUCAAAAUAAUGCAGGAUUACCAGUUUGU